AUGGAUUUUUCUGUAGAAACAUUAGAGAGAACUAUUUGUCAAUUUUAUCAAAGUGACAAAGCUACUCAAGCUCAGGCACACAGAAUAUUAGAAGAGGCCAAAAACAGUCCAGCGGCUUGGUUUUUCGUAUGGGAAUUACUGCAAACACAUAAAGCGUCAGAAGUUCAAUUUUUUGCUGCUACAACUCUUCACACUAAAAUUAAAAGAUCGUUAGAUGAGUUAAAUAAUGAUAGUGCUUCUUUAUUAAAAGAAAAAUUAUUAACAACAAUAAUAAUUUACACAACAGGUCCCAAAAUAAUACUUAGCAGAUUAUGUAUUUCUUUAUCCUCUUAUUUUUUACAAAUAUGCCCAGAAAAAUGGCCAAAUGCAUUACCUGCAUUACUUCAAAUUUUUAAUCCUGAAAAUUUGCCACAAAUCCCUGAAGAAAAAAUUUUAUGGGUUUUAUUUGAAAUUCUUACUGUUCUACCAGAAGAGUUUUCAUCAAUGCAUUUUCAUCAACAUCACAAAAAUCUUUUAAGACAACAUUUAAUUGAAAAUUCACCUUCAGUUAUUAUGUUAUUACAAAAGGUUUUGUCUAAUUACACAAUCGAAGAAGUAGUUUUACAAGCAAUAAAAUGUGCUGCAUCAUGGCUGACUGUAGGAGUUCCCUUUACUGAAUAUCAAAACUUGUGUAACAUUAUAGUAAAUUUGGCUUUUAAUACUCAUAAACAACAUGAAAGCAUCUGUGAAAAAGCUUUAGAAUUUUUAAAAGUAGUUGUCGAUCUUCCGGAAAAUCAUAAAUACCCAAAGUAUUUACUUCAAUUUUUAGAAAAUAUUUUGCAGUUUGGAGAAAUAUUGAAGAAAGAAUUAAUUCUAGAGGAAUUAGGAGACCAGAAACUAAUUAGCAACAUAUAUCAUCUUUUUGUAACAUUUGGGGGCACCCAUUCUAGGCAAUGUUUACAUUGGAUAAAGCAAAGCGAAGAAACAAGACAACAAGUUUUAACAUUAAUUUCACACAUUUUGCAAUGUUCAGGUGCUAAAGGACAUUAUCCAAAACAUGAAACAUAUAGUAGGCUUACUUUUGGUUUCUGGUAUGUUUUACAGGAUGAAAUUGUGUUAUCAUCCACUGAAGAUAGUGAACUUUACAUGAAGUAUUUAGGGCCAGUUUAUAAAGAGUUAGUUAAUGUGUUAAUAGUUAAAGCUCAGUUACCAGAACCGGAAUUAAAUUUUACAAAACAAGAUUUAGAAUUUUUUAGAUGUUAUCGACAAGAUAUCAGUGAUACACUAAUGUAUUGUCACACGAUUCUACGCGAAACAACAAUAUAUUUAAUUAAAGCUAAAUUAGAAAAAAUUAAUUUGAACGAUUUAAAAUGGCAAGAGCUUGAAGCUUGUCUCUUUAGUUUAUGUUCGGUGUCAGAAAAUGUCGAUUUGGAAGAAAAUUGCUUUCUCCCAUAUUUAUUUCAGUACAUUAGAAAUUUACCCUUUCAAAGGUUAGAUCCUAAAGUUUUUUCUACAGCGUUAGAUACUAUAGGUGCUUAUGCUAAUUGGAUCUCUGCUCAUAGUUACACUUUAGAACAUGUUUUGCCUUUAAUUAUAUUAGGAUUAAAUGUACCUGAAACAACAUCUAGUGCCACGAUGGCUUUGAAAGAUAUAGCCAGAGAUUGUCAAACCGAUAUUAAACCGUACUCAUCUUUAAUAUUAGAUGCUAGUCAGAAAGCUUUGCACGGAGGUAGACUAAAACUUAAAGACUGUCAACGUCUAAUGUGUACCGUAGGUUUAUUACUAUCUAGUUUGCCUCUCGACACAAUUAUGCACUAUUUAAAUCUUAUAUUAACUCCCUAUAUGGAUCAAUUGAACUCUUUGGCUUUGCAAGAGCCGUCAACUCAGGUUAAAGGAAGUAUUCUUCACUGUUUAAAAAUGGUUGGAGUAUUAAGCGCUACAUUAAAUACAAAAUUAGAAACAAAUUCCGAACAACAAUUUGAUAUGAAUUCACAAAACAACGAACCUCAACCAGUUUUAUUAAUUCUUCAAAAAUUACUACCGGUAAUUAAAUCACUCGCAAAUUCUUGGUCUUCAGAUGAACAAGUCAUGCAGGCUUUAUUUGUGGUUUUGCAACAAUCGGUGACGACAUUAAUGGAAGAUUCUCAGUCUGUCGUAACGGAAAUUUUAGAUCUUAUAAUUUCAACUUAUAGGAUUCAUCCUCAACCAGCCGCUUUAGAUUUAAGCAAAACGCUUUGUACAUUAUUUGGAAAAGAUGAAAAAUAUAGACCGAUGCUACAAUUUUUAACAAACGAACUUUGUACAGUUGCAAUGACAAAUUUAUCAACCGCUCAAAACCUCCACGAUCAUACUGCAUUACUGGAAGCCAUUUUUAGUUUUCUUAGUCAAAUUUUAAAAAGGAUUCCUAAAUUAAUUGUUUCAACGAAUUUAUCAUUGCUCUUUCAAUGCGCGACUCUAACAUUAGCUGUUCCAGAGCUACCAACUGUAAAAUCUGCUUCUUUAUUUUUGGUUAAUUUCAUAACACAAAGUGGUGAUAUUGAAAAUCUCAAAUCUGUCGUUAUCGCUUACGGACAACAAUUAGUUUUGCAAAUAAUAUCUUGCAUUGCUGGCGAAGCAUCCAGAUUCAACAUAGAACCUCUUGCUGGCAUAAUACUUGCUUUGAAUACCAAUUAUUGUGAAAAUCAUUCACAAUGGCUGAGAGAAGCUGUAACAAAAGAGAUUUGUCCAAGAACAACAUUACAACAAAGAGAAAAUUUUAUAAGAAUAAUGAUAAACAUUCAAAGAGGAAAAGAACAUUUACAAGAAACAAUAAAAAAAUUCAGUCUUAUAUGCAGAGGUAUUAUAAAUACAGAGUACGCUUAA
Messenger RNA from Pediculus humanus corporis (human body louse), 2841 nucleotides. Its product is annotated as Importin-13, putative. The record is from RefSeq and is a predicted model, not a curated record. Bases 1 to 2841 code for a protein of 946 amino acids. The transcript has 16 exons. Gene Ontology annotation, cellular component: cytoplasm; nuclear membrane. Lineage: Eukaryota; Metazoa; Arthropoda; Insecta; Psocodea; Pediculidae. Gene Ontology annotation, molecular function: small GTPase binding. Gene Ontology annotation, biological process: protein import into nucleus.